AUGAUCGUUGAGGCUAUGAGGAAGUUUACUCUAGCAAGUGGAUCGUUGUGGUCUGAUGAGCUGAUCCUUGCCCAGGUUAAAUGGUUGAUUAAUCAUUCUGAGAUUGGUGAGAGUGGAAUCUGUCCGGCACUGCUCUUUUAUGGUCGUGUGCUUCCUGUUCCUUGUAUGAGGGGCGUUGAUGAUGACAUCACGAUCGAGCAGCCACAGUCUUUAUGUGAUCUCCUUAAGAUUGUCGGUCGGGUUGGUAGUCAGCGGCAGAAGAUGUUGGCUAUGUUUCUUAAUGAAUGGCUUGAUCAACGAGAACGGUCUCGUCCGACUAUUCGAUACGAGUCGAACUUGAAGCCUGGUGUAUUGGUUUAUGUCUUCACAGAACGUGUGAAUAAGCUUUCUCCUACGUUCCGUGGUCCUUUUCCAGUGCUUUCAGUUCGUGGUCGUCAUGUUUUGGUUACUACUUCUUCUGGUGUUGAGAUGCACUGGCUUGGUAACGUUAAACGUUAUAAGACUCUUGACCCAGAUGGACGUCGCCAAGCAGCAGUAGCUUCUGAAGAACGUACUCAACAAGCUUUACGAGAAGAGAAUCGAGUUAAGGAUGUUUUGCCU
Molecule: messenger RNA, 600 nt
Organism: Perkinsus marinus ATCC 50983
Lineage: Eukaryota; Perkinsozoa; Perkinsida; Perkinsidae
Exons: 1
Source: RefSeq, a predicted model, not a curated record